Messenger RNA from Balaenoptera musculus (blue whale), 5862 nucleotides. It is a transcript of the gene LRRC36, whose product is annotated as leucine rich repeat containing 36. The record is from RefSeq and is a predicted model, not a curated record. Gene Ontology annotation, molecular function: protein binding. The transcript is spliced from 12 exons. Lineage: Eukaryota; Metazoa; Chordata; Mammalia; Artiodactyla; Balaenopteridae. Bases 1 to 1851 code for a protein of 616 amino acids.
AUGCUCAGACCACGGUUUUUGCCUCUAGAUGACCGAGCCGUACGAGAAAGUGAGAGAAAGGCUGCCAAGCUGCAUUUUAGUCAGUUGGGUAACAAUGAAAAUUUUCUUUUAGAGGUGGAAAAAAGGGAGAAGACAGUGAAAAACUGUGUAGCAAAUGAGAGCACUGCAUCAAAAGUCAGCACUGAUGUUGAUAACAGGAUUGAAACUGGCUCAAACAAAGGACUUUUUAUUCCCUUCCCUAACUGGGAAGUAAAGGAUUCCCCAACAAGUACUUCUGUAACCCAGGGCAAUGGUAUACCAGAUCAGAAAUUAGACACUUUGCCACUGGGGACACAGAUACAGGAAGUGGCAAGAAGGGAGAUGCCAAGUGAGAAUCACCAGGAAGAUGAAUUCAGACGCCACUCGCCUCAUCAAUCCACAGUUCGAACCCCAGAGAAGAUGGCUAGAGAAGGGUACCGAAUAUCUUUUCUGGACAACAAGUCUUCAGGUUCUUCUCCAGAAAAGGACUUGAUACUAAAACCUGAUACUUAUCAGCUUACCCAUGACGCCUCAUUGGGUAAACGCCUGGAUGUGGGUGAUUCUAGACAGAGUCAUCCCUAUCAGUUACCUUCAGAUGCUGGUCUAGAAAAUUAUGAUAGUCAUUAUUCUCAAAAUCCAUCCCUGCAUGGAAGCCUUGGUAAAAGGCCUCAGAGAAGCAGGAACUACCGAGAAUAUAGCACAAAACCUUCAAAUAACAUGAAGGCCACCACAUCCCAUUCCUGCGGAGGCUUACUGACUUCUCUGUCAAACCCUGACUCCAGCACCGGAAGGCUUUUGAAGCUUAGUUCAGAUCUGUAUGCCACAACCCAUUUCAACAGCGACCCUGCUCUGCUGGUGAAUGUAGAGCAAAAAUUAUCCACCAGCCUCGGCGAUUUAACACCAGUACAUGGUUCUUUCCCAAACAACACCAUCCUGGGAGACUCUCUGCGGACACUGCUGUUGCCUACUGGGACUUCAGAAAACAGAGAGAGUUUGACCAAGGGGUCAUUAAGCCCAUUGAGAAGAGGAUUCAAACGGAAAGAAAAUAUCCUUGACACCCUGAAUCCAAAACAUGGUUUCAGAGAUGCUACAGGCAGCGAGCCUCUCUCUAGUGACCUGGGCAGUUUGCAUGGUUUGCCAGGAAACCACAGUCCCCCGAUCUCUGCCAGAACAUCCCAUGUGGCCACUGUCCUCAGACAGCUCCUGGAGCUUGUGGAUAAGCACUGGAACGGUUCCGGCUCCCUCCUCCUCAACAAGAAGUUUCUGAGUCCUGCCCGAGAUCUGCUUCUGACUUUGGUAGUCCCUGCUCCUUCUCAGCAGUGGUGUCGCUCACAUCCUGAAGAUACAUCAAAAGCCUUCCACAAGAGGGAGAUGGAACUGAAGGAGACGGGGCAGCUGGUCCCUAAUGACAUGGAAAGUUUGAAGCAAAAACUGGUCAGAGUGCUGGAGGAAAACCUCAUUUUGUCAGAAAAAAUCCAGCAGUUGGAGGAAGGUGCUACCACCUCAAUUGUGAGUGGGCACCAGUCCCACACUUAUGAUGAUCUUCUGCGCAAAAACCAACAGCUGAACAUGCAGGUGGCUUGCCUGAACCAGGAGCUUGCCCAGCUGAAAAAGCUGGAGGAGACAGUGGCCCUUCUCCACGAAAGUCAGAGAUCCCUGGUGGUAACUAAUGAGUAUCUGCUGCAGCAGCUGACUAAAGAGCAAAAAGGUUAUUCUGGGAAAGCACUCCUGCCUCCUGAGAAGAGUCAUCAUUUGGGGAGAUCAUCGCCCUUUGGGAAAAGCACGCUGUCUUCCUCCUCACCAGUGGCACAUGAUACGGGAAGUCAGCUCUGAGAAGGAAGAAGACAUCCUCUCCCAGCAGCCAGGCCAGUUGGAGAAUCACUUGCAGACAGGGCCUCAUAUAUCCACUGCCUCCCCAAUCUAGAGUCCAGGUACUUGGAGCCCUGGGGCUGAAUGUCUGGGACGGCCUAACAUGUUCAGGGGCUGGCCAGGGGGCAGCAUGGCUAAUUCCUGAAACACAGAUCUUCCAGGAUCUGUCUGCUCAGCAGUUGGACCAAAUGCUGGACACAGUAUGCUGACAACUUACUGCAAAGUAAAUGUGUAAAACUUCACUAAUAGAUUCCACCCAGGCAGCCAUCCACCCUCCAUCUAGCUAUCUAUCAAUCCAUCCAUCCAUCCUCUUGCUAGCCAAGUAGACAUCAUCUCUCCAUCACUUAUCCUCCAUCCAUCAGCUGUCCAACCUCCUUUUUUUCUUCCUCUUCCCAGCAGCCAAAUUUUCCUACAUGUCUGCAGGAGCCAGGCUCCACCCUAAUGUGCUAUACCAGAGCUGAAAGAGACAAUCCUGUGGCCCAUCACAACCUCUCUAUCCCUACGGCCCUGGCUGUGGGUCAGGCCGUCACCUCUUGCCUGGGUUAUUCCAUAGUCUCCUGACUCUGCUUCUCAUGUCUGCGUCCCCUUGAGUACCCUUUACUUGGGUAGUGAGCUCUGAAAAGCUUAAACCUAAAGCCUUGACUGCUUAAACUCCUGCAGUGGCUCUCAAGCUAAAGUUUACUCUUCAGCUCAGUGUUCACGGCCCCUUUUCCUCUGGAUCCUCUCAAACCUCUCUGGUAUCACCAAGCACUACUCCUUACCAUUCCAGGCUCUCUUCAGACACACUGAAUGUAGGCAAACAUUUAGUUUCCUGCCUGCUCCAACACUUCUUCCCUCCCCCCCACCCCCCUGGUUCAUUCAUUCAGCUAUUUACUGAGGUCUUUCUCUAUGCCAGGCACUGAGGGAUAUGGCAGGAGCAAGACAGACUUGGCCCCUAGCCCCAAGGAGCCUACAGUCUGGCAGGAAAGACAGAGGUUAAUCAAAGAGUAGGUUGAUUGCAAUAACGAAAGUUCAGGGGACUAUGUGAGUUUGUAACUGGGUGACCUCAUCUAGUCUGAAGGGAUCUGGAAGGUUUCCCUGAGGAAGUAUCAUCUCAGCUGAGACUUAGAGAGAAACAGAUGACAGGAACGUGGCAGGUAAUAUAAAGAGGAAAGGGGGCCUGGCUGGGUACUGGGAACAAGCAGAGUCCCAACUAGAUGUGUGGUUCCAGCUCAGCUUAUUGGUGCCAUGCAAGAAAGAGAGCCCAUGUCACCAAAUUCUGGCUUUUCAGAAGGAACCAGAAAUCUGGAUUUGUGUCUGGAUAUAUGAGGCAUCUCAUUUUUAAAAUGUUGACAAGGAAAUAAAUAAUUUUUUAAAUGUACCUGCCAAAGAAACACUUAAGAUAUGUCCCUUUUGUGUGUUUGUUAUCCCUCAAUUAAAAAAAAAAUCUGUAGGCCAAACUGGCCCAUGGGCUGCUAGGUCUUGACUUCUAACUUAGCUGGGUAUUGGGGUGGAGAGAGAGGCUAGGAGCUUCCAGGCAGAGACCAGUGUUGUUGCAACAGAGAACAACAGAGGAAAUAAAAUAAGAAGAUGCUGGGGAGAUAAGCAGAGUCCAGAAUGUGGAGAGCCAUGAUGAUCUUUAGCCUUAAGGCAGGAAGAAGCUAUUAGAGGGUGUUAAGCUGGGGAGUAACUUUAUCAUAUUUGUUUUUUGAAAGGGCACUCUGGCUGCAGGGAUAGAGAUGGACUGGCCAUGGUGAGAGCAUGUGUGGGGAGACCUGUUUGGAAACGAAUGGUCAUCUAGGUAAGAGAGGCAGAUGGCAGUGGGGAGAAAAGAGGGCAAAUACAAUAGCUUUUUAGGAGGCAAAAUCAACAGGACUUGAUGACUGACUGGAUAUAGGUGAUGAAAGAAAGGGGCGGAGCCAAGAGUACCUAGAGAAGCCAGGAAGAGGGAAGGAGGGGAGCUGAGAGCAACAGGUAUGCAUCUGGGUGGUGAUGUUGGUCUACAUGGCCCUCCUCCUGCACCCACAGUCUGCUGUAUGAAUCCCUACCCCCAUGCUUACCAUGUGAUGAUCUCCAAUCUACAAGGCUUUCCUCCAGUUGGAAACGGAACACCUAGAGCUGGGGCCCUGUUUUACCCAUCUUUGCAACCCUAGGGCCCAGGCAAGUUCUAGGUGCAAGGUGAGUGCUUGGUACACACCAUUACCCUACCUCAUUCUGCAGGGGCCCCUGAGGGAGCCUGCAGAAGGAAGGUGGCUUUGAUGGGAGGACAGAGAACCAUUCAGGCCUGGAAAUGGGAGUGCCAAACCAGGUGGUUCUUUGAGCCUCCAGCAUUGCCCAAAGCAAUAAAUAUGGGGAGGACAAAACCCUCAAACCAUCCCACUGCCUCAGAGUCAGACUGCCUGAGCAGUCCUUCUGGCCUCACAGGGUAGCAAUUGUGUGACCUCAGGAAGUCAUUUAAUCUCUCUGAGCCCCAAUUUCUUUUAUGAAAGUGGGGAGAACACCUUCCUUACAGAUUAUUAUGAGAGUUGAACAAGAUCAUCCAUGUAUAGGGGUUGGCACAGUGCCUGGCACAUAUAAGUGCUCAAUAAAUGCUAGUUACUCUUGGUUACUGUUAUUUGCUCUGAUUCUGCUCACUCCAAACUAUGUGGUUAUUAACCUGGCUUCCCAGGUACCCUGAUGGCAGAAAGCCAGGGAGUCCUGAGUGAGUGGUGUACCCAUUCGGAUCAUGGGAGGAAUGUUCCAUGAAGCAUUCUACUUAAUAGCACUGACUAAGCCCUGUUGGUCACCUCAGAGAAAGUCUAGUUUUCAUGUACAAAGUUGAUGACUAGGCCCUGGGCCCUAGUGAACCAGGAAGCCCCUCAGUGACACUGCUGGCAUCGGAGACCAACAACCUUCUCUAGAGUCCUUCUCCACCCACCUGCCCUGGCUACCCACCAGCCAAGGGCUCUAUGGUUUCCCAAGAGAGCGUGCUCACAUUCAUGGCUCAUACAUUCUGGUGCUCACACACACACAUCCUUGUGUGCUCCUUGUCCCCUGCCUGGGAAGCAGGCAGGACUCCUCCUGUCAGAUAGAGGAGGAGGCUAAGAUGCGGAGAGCUGGCAGAAGCCGCUCAGCCUUGUGCAGCUCUGAAAGGGCUGAGUUGAAGGGUGCUGACUCUACGCCUGAGACUUUCAAAUUCAUCCCUGCUAACUCCUUCAGCUCACCCUAGGCCACCUUCUCCCAGAGGCCCAAGGAAUCAUCUCCAUGAAGCACACACACCAAGGCACACUCUCAUGGGCACCCUCUGGACUGGGGCACGUGGCCACAUGCUGCCCCUCAACCGCCCAGACUUGCAGCCACAUCCUCUGCUCCUGGGGCCUGUGGCCAGGGCUGGGGCAGUCACAUCACUAAAUUCAGGCAAGCUCAUGUUUGUCACAAUUCCCAGGAGCUUCCAGGGCAUAUUUAUCCCUCCUCUUGUCAAUUCAACCUUACCCUAAAAGAGUCUGAUUUAUAAAAUCGAUGAGCUCCUAAACAGUCCUGGGUACAGCAUAAUAAUCUCUGUAAAUAAAACCAUAUUCUAAAUGUACCAGGAAACUUACCAUGUAAAGGAAUUCUACCAUUAUUCUUAUUCUUUCCAAAAAGUGAAAAAUUAUUUCAUAAAUGGAAUAAGGUACUCUCUUUUAUCCCUUGUUGAGCUCUGGACACAAUUAGCUUAAAGAGAGCUUUAAGGUUCUCUUCUGUAAUUGCUCUUGUGGUACCUCAGUUGAUGAGGUUCCCAUCUGUGUGGGACUUUCAACGCUCCAAGGUUCGUUAGGCCUGUUCCCUCACCCAAUCAGGCAGAGGGGUCAGAUGGGGGUUGGAGGCCAGGCAGGUAGGAAACUGGUCCCCCCAGGCAGAGACAGGGCCCAUCUGCGCUCUCUGAGGCACUGGAACCCAGCUUCAGGCCUCGCCCAUGUCCCUCCAUCCAUUGUCCCCACUCUUCUAUGUACCAGUCCCACACUUUCCCAAGGAUACAGC